UUUUUGUUUUAUUAAAGUAUUUAAUAUUCUUUUAUCUAAUUAAGAAUAUUAAAAAAAUCUGUUUCUGUUUUAGUCAUUCUUUUUUCCCAAUAUGGCAGCGUCUCGUGCGCGCCAUAGCCAGAUUCCCUUUACCCCUUUCUACUUUUAUCCUUUUUUACUAUCCUCGUUGUAAAAUUCUUUGGUAAAAUUUUUUUGUAAAAUAAUUCUAGCAAAAAAAAAGCAAAAUAUUUAUUGAAUAUUUAUUCUGAACAGAUGUUAACGCCAACAAAAUCUAUCAAAAGUGAAGAUGUUGAAAAUGUCAAGGAGAAAAUUGAUCCUGGAAAUCCUCAUUGGGAGUUUCUUUCCAUGAUCCGCGUCUACCAAUCUCAACUUGUCUAUCGUCCUCUACGAAUUACAGAUCCGGUUUUAGACAACCGAAUUUGUGUCUGUGUUCGCAAAAGACCAUUAAGUAAAAAAGAAUUGACUGGUAAAGAAGUGGAGGUGGUUACUAUUCCAAGCAAGGAUCGUGUUAUUGUGCACCAACCUCAAACAAAAGUCGAUUUAACAAAAUAUCUGGUUAAUCAACAAUUUAAAUUUGACUACACGUUCAAUGAAAAUUCUUCAAAUGAAUUGGUUUACAAAUUUAGUGCACAGCCUCUUGUUAGGACUAUUUUUCAACGAGGUUUUGCUACUUGUUUUGCAUAUGGUCAAACAGGCUCUGGAAAGACACAUACAAUGGGUGGUAUAAUUGAAGGGAAACAUCUAGAUUGUAGUGCUGGCAUUUAUGCAAUGACUGCUAAUGAUGUUUUUGCUUUAUUACAUUCGCCUGAAUAUAAAAAUGAAUGUUUAAUGGUUGCUUGCAGUUUCUUUGAAAUCUACGGGGCAAUGGUUUAUGUUCGUGCUGUGGGUCCUGAGCAGUUUACUGACAGAUCUUUUAUUAGGAAGAUUGUUUUUCGUCUGCAUGAAAGUUUUACGAAUCCUGAGAGAGAAGUAUCGAAUCCUCCAUUUGAAGUAUCUGAAUGUGGUUUUGGUUCAUUUGAUAUGGUUAUUACCAUUUAUUUUGCUGGUCAGAAGAAAAGUUACAAAAUUAACUACAACCUUGAUCUUCUUUUAGGAAGUGAUCAUAAGAAUGAAGCCGAAUACAAAAUUGAAGUAAUUAAUCCAAGCCCCGAAUUCGCAUCUUUAGUACCAAAAUAUUGCCGGCCACAAACCAAACAAAAAUUGCCUUCUCGGCCAUCGCCUGCACUUUUUCCUUCUAAUCCUGAUAAUUGUACAGUUACGAAACAAUCAAAAAGUAGUACAAAUAAAGAGAUUUCAACUGCAAAAUCUUCAAAAAGUAAAGACGAAAAAAAGGAACACAAACAUCAAUCUUCAUCAAAAAAUUCUCUAAAAAUUUCAAAAAAGGAUGUGGAAGUAAAAAAUGAAGAAAAUUCUCCGAUUAAACAAUUAAAAAAGGAAGAAGGAAAAGAAUUGGAUGGAAAAGAAAAAAAUUUAAUAAUUGAAGGAAGUAACAAAAAGAAGAAGACUACCCCAGUUACUGCCCCUAAAAAGAGAAUACAAGCAAGUACUGAUUGCGAGUCUGAUUCUGCUAUACGUGAUCUUUUUGAAGCGAAUUUGCCAUCAACUAGCAAAGAUUCUUCCCAAAAAGAGGAAAAAACUAAAGAAAUUAUAGAAAAGAAUAUCGUUAAAACAUCCAAGGAUGGAGUUAUUCCAAACUCUUCUGAAGAUAAAAAAGAUAAAGUUAAAAAGGAUAAAGUCAAAAAAGAUAAAGAAGGAAAGAAGGAAGAAAAACAAAAUAGCAAAAAGAAGGAAAAUGAAAAUAAAUUAAUUAUUGAAAACGAGAAGGAAAGGCAUAUUAAUUCACCAAAGAAAGUUUUGACAGAAAAACCCAAAGGAAAUGGAGAAGAGGUGAAGAAAGUAAAAAUUGAGGAGACAAUUUUAUCUAAAAGAGAUAAAGAAGAAAAAAAGUCUUCAAAAGAGGAAAAGAAAAAUGAGGUGAAUGAAGAAAAGGAAAAGAAGAAAGAAAAUAAAAACGAGAAAAUAAAAAUAAAAAUUUCUGAAAUUGAUCAUAAAAUAAAUGAAAAAAUAAACAUCAAAAUAAAUAUCAAUAAACAUCAAUCUAAUAAUGAAAAGGAUAAAAAACAAAAAAAUAAUAAUAUUGAAGUGGCUAAUGAAAAGGGGGAAGAAUUAUUGAAGGAAAAGAAGGAGGAAAUAAAUAAAGAAAAGGAACUGAAGAGAAAGAAGAAGGAGGAAUUGAAGAAAGAUAACGAUGAGAACCCAGAAAAACGAAUUAAAACAGAAAAGAAGAAAAAAGACAAAGAAAAUGAUAAAAAGAAGGAAGAAAAAUUGGAUGAUGUUGAUUCAUUCAAAAUUAAUAAAAUAUCUGAGAAGAAAGCAAAUAUAGAAAAUUUUGUACAAAAACAAAGUGAUGAAAUUGGAGGAAUAGAAGAAAUUAAAAAAUCUGAAAGUGAAAAGCCGAACUCUAGCAAAGAUAAAUUAACUAUAGAAGAACCUAAAAAGCAAAUAUUGUCUCCAAAAUUGUUAAAAAUUAAACAAACUGCAAAACAAACACCUCCUACAGCAAAUGAGAAAAUAACCGAGAGAGCUAUUUCGCCUAGGUAUUUUUAA
Molecule: messenger RNA, 2607 nt
Organism: Meloidogyne enterolobii
Lineage: Eukaryota; Metazoa; Nematoda; Chromadorea; Rhabditida; Meloidogynidae
Source: the annotation of a GenBank genome assembly